Hymenoscyphus albidus is the source of this 3904-nucleotide messenger RNA. The record is from the annotation of a GenBank genome assembly. Lineage: Eukaryota; Fungi; Ascomycota; Leotiomycetes; Helotiales; Helotiaceae.
GAUAGGGUGUCUUUUCCACAUCAAACUCGUGUGACUCUCUUAGCGAUAUUUGGAUUCUUUUAGUACUUUGAAGUAGAAUCGCUCUUCUGCCUAGAUUGAGCCAUCGCGUAGGCGUUCCAAGUCAAGUGUCAGAAAGUAGAAGCGGUAUAUUAUUUUUAGGGAUGCAUGGAAUAGAGGCCAUAAAUUUGACACUCCACUCCAUCCAAACAGGCAUCUGGCUGUGUCAUUGGCCCGUUUGGGUAUGCAAAUAAGGUUUUCCCCAACCACACCGUCUGAGUUGUACAUUCAUCCCAAAUUCUUGUCCACAUCUACCUGGUCUCCUUAGUACCAUCCACCCAGAUUUUGUGCAUACGCAUUGGACGAUCUCACCACCUCCUGCACUAGACAAUUGGCUGUGGAGUCCGUCAGCGUGGACGACCUGCCCGACCACCCCGAUCAGCCUCAUGGAGGGCACAAACCUGCAGCGGCCUGGUGGACGGCAGGAAUGGGCCGAGGAGCGCGAGCGCGAGCGCGGUGCAACCACCAACGACCUCCUCAGUAGUGAUCGUGACCGUGACCGCGAUGUCUCUCUAGAGACGACCAGUGCAAGUCCAGCGAGAUCAGGAAGCUCUCCGGCCGGUGCGAAGCGAAGAGAUGGCAAGAAUUCCGUGGUUCCCGGCCAGCGCUUCGCUUGCACGAGGUGCUCCAAGACCUACACGAGAAUUGAGAAUCUGACCCGCCAUCAAGCAAAUCGUACGUUCUCUCCUUGUCACCGUCGAACCAUGUGUAUACUUUGUAUGUUUUGAUCUGUAAGCGAUGUUGGGCACAAGUCGCUGUCAAUCUUCUCUCAUAAGAUGCUGGCUGGCAAAGAACCACUUAAAUUAGUCUGAAUUCAAACUCACACACAUGUUUUUGUUGUUGGACCAAAUUCGUGGGCCCGAAUCGCUUUGACCUUUAUAUUGUGUUUCUGGCAACACUGUACAAUCCCCGUACAUUACAUUAAUACCUGCUUACUUUCCACUACAGACGAAGGGGGCAAGUUCAAUUGUCCAGUAUGCAGAAAAAGUUUCACGCGAAGUGAUCUCUUGAACCGGCAUCGCCGGAUCCAUAACUCACACCCAGACUCUAACAACACUAGCGAGAAUUCCAAUGACUUUCCAUCACCUUCAAGAUCAGCGGGAUCUUAUGAGGGUGGUGGCACGCCGAUAAAGCAAGAGACGAGAGGGGGUCCGCUUCCUUCUCCAAACAGUAUCCUUCAAGGCCAAUAUGGAGAAGCGCACCAUCAACCCCCUACCUCUAACUACCAAGCCCCCUUUCAGCAACCGACACCCCAUAGUGAUAGUCUACCAAUGAUGUGCCCGGGAGCCCCCAAUCAAGAUCUCAACGACCUUAUGGAAGCUGCUCUUGCCUCUCAAGAUACAUUAUCUUUUACUCCCGUGGAAAAUUUCAACCCGAAUCUAUGGGGUGGCUUCAUGUUGUUUGCCGACAAUUCAAAUUCUUAUAUGGGCUCAUACGAUGCUGACAUAUCAUGGACACUGAAUUCACUUCAUUCGGAGGGCUCGCCAACGAAUUACCUCGACGAUCCAAACUUUGGGGAUUUCGUUUUAAAUCCAUAUCAGUACCAGGCGGUCUCUUAUAGGCAAGACGAUGUAAGCGCCUUGGACGCUGAUGAUGCCGUAGAUGAGGAUAAAAAUGACUGGCCCGACAAACCAGAUAGCCAACUACCUCGCGCGCCUCGUGUUGUGCCACUCCAUCUGAUACCAACAUCAUGGCAAACAGUUCUGGAAGAAGCAAGGUCGAUUCUAUUCGCUCCGAAUAUUGUCGGGGCAAUCCGACCUGUCAACGAACCACUCCGAAACGAACUCAUCUGUGCUCUUGACGACCCAACCUUUAGAAAUCCAUUGUCCAAACCUCAAAUCAAUGAUGCCAUGUUUCCACCUGCGGAAGUAAUCGAGUUCUUCCUUCAUAUGUAUCUGCAGCACGUACAUUCCCGUUUUUCUGUUCUUCAUCUCCCAACUUUCGAUAUCUACAACACUUCACGACACUUAUUACUGGCCAUGUGUUUUCUAGGCUCUAGUCAUUCUAGAAUGGAUCGAGGUAGAUUUUCAAGAUUAUUCUAUGACCACCUCAGGCUUGCUUUCCUACGCUCCUCGGAGAUGGAUCCAAAAUCUGUAAGUUUUCAAACCCCCAACGUAAAUCGCCUCUUUUAAGUGCUAAUGCAAUUUUGUUUAGCUCAGGAUUACUGACAACAUUUUGACGUCUUUCUUGUUGUGCAUGACUGGCACAUGGAGUGGCAGUAAACAAUCCUAUGAGUUUGCGGAGGGUGCCCGUGGAACACUCGUCACUACUAUGAGACGAGCACGGCUUCUUGAUUGCCGUCCGUCGUCUCGAAUAUCCGUCGAAAAGUACAAAGCCCCUGGAGUAAGUGAGUGGGAUGCUAUUUGGUUUGCGUGGGCCGAAACCGAGAAACGAAAACGACUAGGCUUAUGUAUAUAUGUGAGAAACAUUUCCACCGCAAAUUUUGAUAGUUGAAAACUUGGAGCCUCACUAACAACUCCCAGAUGUUCGACUGUCAAUGGUCAGCACUCUUCAACUGCCAACCAUAUGUCAGCAAAUCCGAAACCACAAACUGUGUCUUCCCCUGUGCCGAAGAUCUCUAUGAAGCCCCUACAUCAAUAACCUGGAGACAUCUCAUCAAUGAGCCAAACAGAUCAGCCUCAAGCUACUACCUGCACGCUCUGAACGCCUGUCUCCUCCACAAAUGGGUCAAGCCCGCGCCCCCGAUCGUAGACACGGGCAGCGACUUUGGAAAAAUGGUUCUCAUCUACGCAAUCCAUACCCACAUCUUCGAAUGGCGACAAUCAACCAGUAUGCUCAACCCAACGGGGCUCAUGGGAUCCUUUGGCAACUCGGCCCUCCCCAUUGGCAAAGGGCUCCAGGAACGACGACAAUGGCUCAUCGAUGGCCUGGACAGUUUCCAAGACUGCUACGGCCAUUCCGGCGUCUCCACCGCGACCACCCUCCUCCACCGUCUCGCCUACGUCGCUCUCGACGUCAGUCUCAGCGACAUGCAUCUCGUGGCCGGUCGCUCGAAUAACCUCCACGACGGCAACUUCGCCGAGGAGAACCUGAAGCACUGGGCCAACUCGGAGAUGGCGGGGACCACCAUCGGCCAUGUCUUUGCUAUGCUGGAUCUGUGUCAUCGCACGAUUGAGUAUGGGAAUGUGGCGGAGGCUUCGUAUGAAGUUGCUGUUUGUCUGCUUACGGGGGGUAUCAUCUGUUGGGCGUACGCGAAAUUACGGGUUGGUAGUCAGACGAACGAGUGUGUGGAGCGUGUUAGGAGGGCCGCAGUGGGAUUGAAGGGGAUGGGGUGUUGGAGGAUGUGUAGCACGUUUGGACGGAUUUUAGAAGGGUUUGAGGUUGUAAAAUGAAGGCGGCGUGAUGGGGGGAUAUAGUAGAUGGGGUUUUGAUGUUUGGACUUUUUCUUGUUGGAUUUGUUUGUUGAGGUUUGAAUUUGGUUGAUUGGAUUGGUGGGCGGCUCUUUACAGUUAAUUCUUCUUUUCUGGGUGCUUUUGUUGGUUUUGGAGUUCGAUUCGGUUGGGUUUGGGAUAUAUGUGAAGGGGAUGGGGUAGGGGUAGGUGGUAGGUGAGAAGGGCGCAAUAUAUAAAGGAAAGGAACGGAAUAUCCUUUAGCUGCUGCGGCUUGGUUUCAUGUUAGGAUUGGUUCGCCACUGCCAUAUAUUUAUUUUAGAGAGUAUAGAGUUUUAGUGUAAUUUUGUGAAUUUACUGCUUUUUCUUUUUUUCUUUUUUUGUUUUUUGUAAGAGGUAUCGGUUAUAUACAGAGUGUAUAUAAGACAGUGGAAGUGGGAUGGUCAGAUGACUGUUAGGUACAUCGGGAAUCAAAAGAGUAAGAAUUUGACUUGUGA